Leptinotarsa decemlineata (Colorado potato beetle) is the source of this 527-nucleotide messenger RNA. RefSeq lists its product as uncharacterized. NCBI's taxonomy places the organism in Eukaryota, Metazoa, Arthropoda, Insecta, Coleoptera, Chrysomelidae. The record is from RefSeq and is a predicted model, not a curated record.
CAAGCCACAAUAACUGUCGACAGAGUAGAAAUGUGCGACCCUUCGGUAGAUUAUCCCAUAAAAUGGAUGCUAAAACUGAAAAACGACAAGAAUGGGCAAGUUAUAGAAGAAGGACGUCUUACCUCAAGAAUAGAUCUGGACAACAAUAUUCUGGAAACAAUAAAAAUUUACUCCUUGGAAGAUAAGGAAUGGAUGUUUGUGCUCGGAAAAGAAGACUUCUUUUGCGACAUGCAAAAAAAUUUUUUUGGAGAGCUUGCCACAGUCCUCGAAAAAGCAGCUGGACUUGAAAAAACCUGCCCUUAUCCUAAGGGAACACAUAAAGUUUCUAAUUUUCCAAUAGACUGGUCCAAAUUGAAGUUCAAAGAUAUUCCUGAUGGUGUAAUCAAGUUGACAAUUGAAUACAACAAUGUAAAGACUAACGAUCUAUUGGGAUGCCUUGAAGUAGAACUAACUUGCAAAAAAUAGCUGUGUACAAACAACAACCCAUCAAUAGAAAAUAAAAUCUAGAUUGAAGUUCAUAAUUAUUA